Molecule: messenger RNA, 2109 nt
Organism: Octodon degus (degu)
Lineage: Eukaryota; Metazoa; Chordata; Mammalia; Rodentia; Octodontidae
Gene: Edn1
Product: endothelin 1
Exons: 5
Coding region: 369-977 (202 amino acids)
Biological process (GO): regulation of vasoconstriction; intracellular calcium ion homeostasis; regulation of systemic arterial blood pressure by endothelin
Cellular component (GO): extracellular region
Molecular function (GO): endothelin B receptor binding; hormone activity; endothelin A receptor binding
Source: RefSeq, a predicted model, not a curated record
UAGAGCCCGGCCUUAUCUCCAGCCGCACGUUGCCUGUCGGUGACUAAUAACACAAUAACAUUGUCUAGGGCUGGAAUAAAGUCGGAGCUGUUUACCCCCACUCGAUAGGGGUUCAGUAUAAAAAGCCAGCGGAGAGCUGUCCGAGCCAGAGCGCUUCUGCCUGCGCCUGGAGAGCGGUCGUCCGCGCUGUCCCCGCCGCCUCGCUGCAGUCCGCUGCCUCUGCCUCUGCCCGGCCUGGGAGUCGUCCUGCGCUGUACGAUCGGUCGCUUCGAGCUCCGAAUAUUCAGAAGCGCCUUGCGGGAACCGAAGCUGUUUGCUUCUGCAUUCAAUUUGCAGGAGAAUUUAGGAAAAAAAUUUUUUCCUCCAGAAUGGAUUAUUUCCCUGUGAUUUUCCCCUUGCUGUUGGUGGCUGUCUAUGGAGCUCCAGAGACAGGAGUCUCAGGCACUGAGCUCAGCCUGAAGGCUUACAGCGGAGGGGAGAAGCCCCCGCCCAGUGUACCCGGGCUGCUGCGCCGGUCCAAGCGCUGCUCCUGCUCAUCCCUGAUGGACAAGGAGUGCGUCUACUUCUGCCACUUGGACAUCAUCUGGGUCAACACUCCCGAGCAUGUUGUUCCCUAUGGACUUGGAAGCCCUUCUAGGUCCAAGCGAUCCUUGAAGGAAUUAUUUCCUGCCAAGGCAGCAGAGCACAGGGACAGAUGCCAAUGUGCUAACCAAAAAGACAAGAAGUGCUGGAAGUUUUGCCAAGCAGGAAAAGAACUCAGGUCCCAGGACACAAUGGAGAAAGGCUGGGAUAAGCACAAGAAAGGAAAAAAUUGUUCCAAGCUGGGAAAGAAGUGCAUCUCCCAGCAGCUGGUGGAGGGAAGGAAAAUAAGAAGGUUGGAGGCCGUCAGCAACAGCAUUAAACCAUCUUCUCCUCUCGCAAAGUUGAAAGCCAUGCUCAGCAGAGAGCGGAAGGUGACCCACAACCGAACCCAUUGAUCGUCGAGCGCUGGGCCUGUCUGAAGUCAUUGCCUCCAGAGAAAGAGCCACGUGGCCAAGCAUGCUCUCUGUCCGCCCUGGCUGGGAUCAGAGCAAGAGAAUCUUUCCUGCCUAGACCACUUCUUGUUCCAGAGGGCCCAAUGGCCAGCGUCCUUGCGAACAUUCCGAGAGAGGUGAAGGCUUCCCUCGACCUGUCUUCCUCUGCUUCCACUGGUGGUUACUGCUUGAGUGUAUUCUUGUCUUUGGGAAGGACGAUGGACCUCUCAGAAGCAGGACACACAAUGCCUUUUGGAUUAGGUGGCAUCCUCCAGAGGGAGGAAGGCGGUUCCGCGGGAGGGCGGAGUUUUGAGGAAAGCCCUCGGGGAGUGUUUGCUUCUGACUCAGGCGCCUGGCACGUUUCAGGCAGAAACUCCAAAGUUCACGCAAAGAUUUUCUAAGGAAUGCACAAAUUGAAAACACACUCCAAAGACAAACACUCGACUACAAUAAAAUUAAAAAAUAAGAUGGACCUUUUUAAAGUCAUAAAAUGUAAAAUGGAAAGAAACUGUUACUACUGUAAACCCGGAUGUGAUGCAUGCGUAUGAGUCUACCUCAGCAUUGUUGCACUCUGGCUAGAGUAUUUCCCACCUUUAAUUGUUGCUUCGCUCGCCCUUUCCCCUCCUGCUGCCCGCUCCCUUUAACCCCACAUUAGCCUCACAGAGGUCUGGUCCAACGUGUCAGUAGUGGGCAAAAACGUUUUCAUGCUAAUCUACUAGCUCUGAUCCUUAAGAAAAAAGAUCAUCCAAUCAGGAGCUUCUCUGACCUUGAUUUUUGGAAACAUAAUGGUAUAGGGGCAUUUAUGGAAGAAAUGGAAAAGCAAAUAUUGGUAAUGCUUUAAAGCAGUAAAAUUAUUUUUCUUUAUGUAACCAGCUAAUGGAAGAGGUUGAAUUGAGUUUUUAUGUACUUAUUUUUUUAGAGAUAUUUAUAUUCAAACAAUUUAUUCUUUAUAUUUACCAUGUUGAAUAUAUGUCUGGGCAGGCCAUAUUGGUCUAUGUAUUUUUUAAAAUAUAUAUAUUUCUGAAUGAAAUCGACAACAUGCUUUGUUUUGCCUGUCAAGGUAAUGAUUUUAGAAAAUAAAUAUUUUUUUCCUUAC